Molecule: messenger RNA, 757 nt
Organism: Corticium candelabrum
Lineage: Eukaryota; Metazoa; Porifera; Homoscleromorpha; Homosclerophorida; Plakinidae
Exons: 3
Coding region: 170-676 (168 amino acids)
Source: RefSeq, a predicted model, not a curated record
UGCCUAUGAAUGAGCUAGAUGAGGCUAUGGAUGAAGCUGAACUAUCACGUUCAUGCAGGUCUUGUUCUUUGCAGUGACACAGCAGUUCUUCAUCACUAUGCAGUAGUUGGAGACCAGUAAGUUAGGGAAAUGUGAGCCACGAACACAUCUGUCGAUCGCAAACUUCUCCAUGACCACUUAUGAGUCUGCAAGAACAUAUUUCAGGUCCCAGCGAAAACGAGAGAAUAGAAAAAACCAUAGCAAGGAAGAUCUAGAGAAAGCUAGGAGACGGCAGAGGUUGCACAAUAAACUUCAUCGCAGAAAAGCUGCAUUGGAAGCAUCAACAACCUAUAGAGAGGAAGACAAGAAGGAAGUCCUGGAAGCUCUAGAACUGGAGCUAAUGAGCUUGGAAGAAAGCGAGUCCAACAGUACCAGUGAUUGUGACUUUGAACAGCAAGGACCUCGAGAGCAAGUGGAGAAAAGGAAGAGGGGGAAAGCUAUGACAACACGGCCAAUACCUUGGCGAUCUGAACAAGCCACAUCGAUCUUUACGUCCCUUGACAGGAAAUACGGGCGCAGGCAGACUGAACAAGCAAAGAGGAUGACCCUUCCUAGGCAUGAAGGCGCUCCAUCCAAGCGGCAAAGGCCAGACAAAAACAUGCCUGGUUGGGCAAUAACUAGUGAUAAUGAAUUUUAGCUCUCUAUAGAUACAUAUUGCUGCAUAUGCAUGUGCAUGGGUCUAAAAUGACAUUAUAUUUGGAAUAAAAACUGUUAAUUA